GAAGAAGAAACCGAGUUGGCUUGAGUGUGAGCAUUUUGGGCCUUUCUCAAGCGAUAUUAUAUGUAGCUCAAGUUGAAAAACGCAAAGCCCCAGAAAAACAGAAAAAAAAAAAAACCAGUGGAAACUAAAGCAAAGAUUGGGGUAAGAGAGUGAGAAUUGAGAAAUGGCGAAGCAGUGCAAGUAUUCAUGCGACAGCGCAGCUGAAACUUUGGAAUGGAUCAAAGCUAUUGCAGAUUUCAUUAAACCUUACUCUUUUUUAAUCAAUGCUCACGUUGUCAAUUUCUUCAAGGAUAGGCUAUGGGAAUCUGUUGAUAAAGAAUGGAUUGAAUGUCUUGGUAAAGAAUCUGUUGAAAAUCUUCUCCUAAUUCCUUCUGGAGUUGUCCAAGAUCAUUGGCCUACUUCGCUUAAGGAGUUUGUUCUUACUCUGAAAUCUCUUGUUUAUCCUCGAGAACAAGCUGACUUGAAAAAGGUAUUUCCCGACUUCCAUACAACAUCACUUAAUAGCGUUCUUUCUCAAGGAAUGAAUCUAAAGAAGAAGCACGAGGUAGAAGUUCUUUCUGCUAUUGUUAGUUCUAUUGUGAGUACAGUGCAAGCUGAUGCAAUAAUUGAUGUCGGUGCUGGUCAGGGUUAUCUUGCGCAAGUCCUUGCCUUUGAGUACCAGCAUUCUGUAGUCGCUGUAGAUGCUUGUUCUCAUCAUGGAAAUGUUACAGAUGCACGUGCAGAGCGAAUCAAGAAGCAUUACACAGUUCAGAUGCGAAAAUUUGGAUCAGGAAACAAGAGAUUAAAUGUGCCCCAGACAAUUACAUGCCGCAUAAUGUCCCUGGAAACAUUGAAAGCCCUGAGCACCUUGUUGCCUCAUAAAUGUGAUGUUGAGCAGCCAAAAUUGAUCGAGCAAGACCUUGAACAAUAUGGUUCAAAAGGAAAUAGGAGUUCAUUGGUUCUGGCUGGACUUCAUGCUUGUGGAGAUCUCUCAGUAACAAUGCUCAAGACCAUUUUAGAGUGUGAAGAAGUUAGAGCAGUUAUUAGCAUUGGCUGUUGCUACAACUUACUAUCUGAAGAAGGGUUUGAAAAUGCUCGCAUUCAUUAUGGUUUUCCAAUGAGUUGUGGUGUUAAAACUAUUAGCUUGUCUCUUGGAAAGAGUUCUCGUGAUCUUGCUUGUCAGAUUUACAGUGUCUGGGCAAAAAACUGGUUUUCUUUUGGCCAAUACAAAGACAGGAGUGCAGAAAGAUGGAAAAGUUUAGGAAAGGAAGCUGGUCUCCACAAUUUUGAGCUGCAUGCUUUCCGCGCUGCUUUCCAAAUGGUUCUUCAUAAAUAUUUCCCUGAAGUCAUAAUAACAAGUCCUUCAAUUGGGCGCCAAGGGAAGGCUUUACGCCGUAAGCAGCAAAGGAGGAUAAUGGAGUCUGAAUUGCAUGAUGAAGAAAGUACUUAUUCGUCUUUGCCUCAGAGUCCUAAUAUGGAUGAGGCUUGCUCUGUCAUACAAAGUGGAGAAGCUGGAGCAGGUGACAAGUCAGGCAUAGGGUUGAACUUGGAUGCCUUAGUCAAUAAAAUGUCCUUAGAUACUGGUAGCAGAUGUGAAGGGAGGACUAUAUCUGCUGAUAAGUAUUCACUUUUUGAGAAAUUUUGCCGGUCUGGAUUAUGUCGUCUAGGGCUUAAACCAUUGGUUGAUAUCAAUUUCCUUGGCAUUUGGAAUGAAGUUGAGCCCUAUGUUAACCUUAUUGGAGUUUACUGGUCUCUUCGUGCUGCUUUUGGGCCUCUGUUGGAAACUGUCAUUCUUCUGGAUAGAUUAUUGUUCCUCCAGGAGCAAGCUGGUCACUUGAACGUGGUAAUGUUACCUAUUUUUGAUCCAGCAUUAUCCCCGAGGAAUGUUGCCAUAAUUGCUAAAAAGCUGGAUACAGUUAUGGCAUCAUAGUUUGAGAUAAGGUAAUAAAUAGUUUCUUAGAUGACAAAGGUAUUAUAGAUUGCAUCCGAUUUGUUUCGGUUUCAUUUGCUUUCUGAUUCAGCUUUCUUUUUACUUGAUUCACUGUGAUUUACAUUAUAAAAAUAUCUGGAAUAUAUUAAAUCGAUGAGAAAUGUUAAGAUCGUUGGAAAGUGGAUUAAGUUUAAAUCUGAUUGGUUAAUGAUAGAAGAAAGCAGGCAGGCAUAAGCUGUCAUUACAGCUAUUGGUUGCUUGAAAAAUGAGGGACCCCGUAGGGCUCAGGUCACGUGCGAUGGUUUGAACAAUUUUUGUCGUUUUAAGCAGCCGUCUGUUUGUUUACUUGUUCCUACCACCAUGAAAUUCGUUUGUUUUUUUUUUUUUCCUGCAUUGACGACAUGAAGAAUUGCCAUUCCAGACAGAUUUUUCACUCAAAACUUUUGUCCAAAUGCUAAAGUACAACGUAAUGAAAAAAAACUCUGGAACAGAAUUUCAGUCAAACAUGGAUGAUCAUUAAUGUUAAAAUGAACGUAUUAGGAAUUUUACUUUCAUUUGUUUAGGGAAGUACAACCUGAAAGAUGGAUGUUUCUUAGUGAUUUUGACAGCAGAUUGAUGGGCUUGUCAAAGUAAUCAUCAUCAGAAUUAUUAGUAGAAGAGUUCUUAAAGGACUUGAAUUUUGACUGAGUUGAGGAUAAGGAUUGCUUUAACGUUAUCCUUGGAUCACUCGGGGACCUGUUCCUUUCAGUAUUGCCCUACAAACUUUUUGGACUUUAAUUGGUUGGUUGUUGUAAAACGUCAUUUACCACUUCCAUUUCUUCAAGUGACCACUGUAAGCCACGUGGUUUCUCCUAUGAGUUUGGUCAUUGAUAAUUUCAAGUACGAAAAGUUUGUGGAUCCAAUUUCCACAAAAUUUUCACAUCGAUUAUAUUGAAUAAAAAUCAAUCGUUCAACUAAGUUUGCAAUUCAACAAACUUUUAAUACAAAAAACAUAGAA
Messenger RNA from Durio zibethinus, 2906 nucleotides. RefSeq names its product S-adenosyl-L-methionine-dependent methyltransferases superfamily protein. The record is from RefSeq and is a predicted model, not a curated record. NCBI's taxonomy places the organism in Eukaryota, Viridiplantae, Streptophyta, Magnoliopsida, Malvales, Malvaceae.